Nanorana parkeri is the source of this 3707-nucleotide messenger RNA. It is a transcript of the gene EHMT2, whose product is annotated as euchromatic histone lysine methyltransferase 2. The record is from RefSeq and is a predicted model, not a curated record. Bases 40 to 3456 code for a protein of 1138 amino acids. Gene Ontology annotation, molecular function: zinc ion binding; histone methyltransferase activity; protein-lysine N-methyltransferase activity. Gene Ontology annotation, cellular component: nucleus. NCBI's taxonomy places the organism in Eukaryota, Metazoa, Chordata, Amphibia, Anura, Dicroglossidae. The transcript has 28 exons.
GUCAGUGGCCAGACGGGAAGUGCUGUGUGCUGAGCAGCGAUGGAGGCGGCGGGAGAGAGAGCAUUGCCUCCAAGGGAGUCUGAAAAAGACAGCCCUCAUGUGGAAGACACCAUGGGGCUUUCAGGCAGUGCAGAGAGGGGUGAUGCUGCUGUUGAGGUGUCUGCGGAUGGUGCAUCAGGAACCCUGACUCAGGAGGUGGUGACGGUGGCAGUGGCAGGGGACCCUGAAAAAGAAAACCAAAGCUUCUCACCUGCAGGCCGAGGACUUUCAGGCCAUGCUUCCAAGUCUCUCCCAGCACCGCCUUCCUUGACCUCUUCACCAAUCUCCAGCAGGGCCAAAAUGUCCCUGACCGGAGCUGCUAAGAUGCCACACACACAACAGAGCCUGGCCAUGAGAUUGCUGAAUAUGAACAGGGAGGGAAUGGACAAAGUGCACCGCGCCAGAAAGACCAUGCCACGGGCAGGCAAUGUGCUGGGGGAUGGAAGGCAUUUGGCCGAUGGAGAGAAGCAGGCCCAGAAGAAAGACUCUGAGGUGGAGAGGAGGGAGAGCCCAGAUUCUACACAGAAGAGGACCACCUCUACUCAGAGCUCUGAUACUCCAGCCAAUAAAUCUAAGGAAGCCGAGGAACCUUCAACAGCUCCAGGAUCAUCCCGGGACCAAGAUGGAGCUGAAGACUGGGAGCCAGACGUCGGAGCAGAGUUCAGCCUGUAUUAUGACAGUCUGUCCUUAGAGGAACAAGGGGACAGUGACAGCAAGGAAGAAGAGGAGGAGGAAGAAGAGGACGGUUCUGGUAACCAAUCAGAGAGAAGUUCGAGCAGUCUGAAAAAGAAAAGUAAGAAAAAAUGGAAGAUGGACAAGGCUUGGCUCAAACCAACGAGGAAAAGGAAGAGGAGGGACCGAGAGAAACCUGGCACAGGUGAGGAAGGGCAGAGCCUGGAUGGAAGGGGGAAUGGGAAAAACUGUGAGUACACAGAGGUGCCUCUGGGAUCCUUGGAUCUGCCCAGCGAGGGGGCUUUGUCUCCCAACCACACAGGUGUGUGUAAUGAAUCGAGCUCCAUGGACACCGAGCGUUUUGAGGAACUGCCUUUGUGCAGCUGCCGUAUGGAAGCUCCCAGUGUGGAGAGGGUGUGCGAGCAAGCCAAUAAUAUGUGUAUGGCUACUGAGAGUGUAGAUGGAGAGCUGAGCGGUUGCAAUGCUCCCAUUACUAAGCGGGAGACGAUGCGUCCAUCAAGUAGGGUCCCUCUUAUGGUGCUCUGUGAGAACCACCGUGCCCGCAUGGUCAAACAUCACUGCUGCCCAGGCUGUGGCUAUUUCUGCACCAGUGGAACGUUCUUGGAGUGCCAUCCUGAUUUCAGGAUAAAUCAUCGCUUUCACAGGGCCUGUGUCUCUCCUUUGAAUGGAGUUAUCUUUUGCCCACACUGUGGAGAAGAUGCCACAGAAGCGGAACAAAUUACCAUAGCAAAGGCGGACACACCGCUUCUGGUACCUGCACCACCACCGCCCGAUGGCGGUGCCCCUGGAAGGGCUGACACUACACAGCCCAGCGCCCGUAUGAGUGGCAUGGGGGAUGGCAAACGUUCAAUUGUAGAGGACCAUGCUAUGAUCAAUGGGGAGAAUCCAGGGCCUUCUAUCGUCCUUCCAUCAGGAGUGACUCUCAGCGCCACAGGUUUGCCGCCUGGUCCUGCAUAUGACGCCCUGCAAAAAGCCUUGGCAUCCCAGGAGACAGACAAAGAUCGCAGGAAGAAGAUCCGCUACAACUCUCGGCAGCUCUACCUGAGUGUGAAAGCUGGUGAGCUCCAGAAAGUGCUGCUUAUGCUAAUGGAUAACCAAGAUUCCAGUUUCCUGAAUGACCAGCAGUUGAAGAGGAGCCCUCUGCACGCUGCAGCACAGCGGGGUAGUAUGGAGCUCUGUCAUGUUCUUAUUCAGGCUGGUGCCAACAUAAAUGCCACGGACAAAGUCCUGCGCACCCCUCUUCUUGAAGCCAUCGUGAACAAUCAUACUGAGCUUGCCAAAUAUCUGUCUCAGGCUGGAGGAUGUGUUUACCACAAGGAAGAAGAUGGCUCUACCAGUCUUCAUCACGCAGCCAAGAGUGGUAAUCGGGAAUUGUUGAGCUUCCUUCUGUCCACAGGCCAAGUUAAUGUGAAUGCUCAGGAUAAUGGUGGUUGGACACCUAUCAUCUGGGCAGCAGAACACAAACAUAUCGAAAUCAUCAGUAUGUUGCUGACACGGGGAGCAGAUGUUACCUUGCAGGACAAUGUGAGUAUAUACCUUUCUGUUAGCGAGAAAAACAUCUGCUUGCACUGGGCAUCUUUUACCGGCAGUGCCGAAAUCGCCGAGGUUCUCCUCAAUGCUCAAUGUGACUUGCAUGCUGUUAACUUCCAUGGAGACACGCCCUUGCAUAUUGCAUCCCGGGAAGGCUUCAUCCACUGCGUCAACCUCUUCCUGUCUCGUGGUGCCGACACAGAAGUGCGUAACAAUGAAGGUGACACACCAUGUGACCUUACACUGGAGCACACCGAUGUCUGGUAUGCCUUGCAGCUCAACCGCAAGAUCCGGCAAGGGAUCCACAACAGAGCUGUGCGCACAGAAAGGAUUAUCAGCAGGGAUAUUGCACACGGAUAUGAAAAUUUCCCGAUUCCUUGCGUGAAUUGCGUGGAUGAGGAGCUCGCUCCAGAGGACUAUAAAUAUGUAUCUGAGAACUGCGAGACAUCAGCCAUGAGCAUCGACCGCAAUAUCACCCACCUCCAGAACUGCAGCUGCCAGGAUGACUGUUCAUCUAGUAACUGCCUGUGUGGACAACUGAGCAUCCGCUGCUGGUAUGAUAAGGAUGGCCGUCUCCUUCAGGAAUUUAACAAGAUUGAACCUCCGCUCAUCUUUGAAUGUAACCAGGCCUGUGCCUGCUGGCAAACAUGUAAAAACAGAGUGGUACAGAGUGGCAUUAAGGUCCGGCUCCAGUUAUACCGUACAGCGAAGAUGGGUUGGGGAGUGAGAGCUCUGCAGGACAUUCCACAAGGAAGUUUCAUCUGCGAAUAUGUAGGAGAGUUGAUCUCGGACGCAGAAGCAGAUGUUCGAGAAGACGAUUCCUAUCUGUUUGAUCUGGACAAUAAGGACGGAGAAGUAUACUGUAUAGACGCUAGGUACUAUGGGAACGUCAGCCGUUUCAUUAACCAUCUGUGUGAGCCCAACCUCAUCCCAGUCAGAGUCUUCAUGUCCCACCAGGACUUGCGGUUUCCUCGUAUUGCCUUCUUCAGUGGAAAGGACAUCAGGGCAGGAGAGGAACUUGGGUUUGACUAUGGCGACCGUUUCUGGGACAUUAAGAGCAAAUACUUUACAUGUCAGUGUGGCUCUGAGCGGUGUAAACACUCAGCCGAAGCGAUCGCUCUGGAGCAGAGCCGCCUGGCCCGAUUGGAGGUUCCUGACACAAUGCCGGUGUCCGUUCCCCCCCAGACCACCUGAUCCCAUUAGACUCUAAUCUGGCCUUCACUUUCACAGACGACAUCAUUGUUUUAUGACCCUUGUAAGGGACCUGUUUUGGUGUCACGCCGUUCAUCCGCUUCCUGCCAUGACCCCCUCAUCUGACCGUCUCCUAACAAUUGUCCAAGUAGCAGUCUUACAGACCAUCGGUCUAUUAACCAUUCUCUUGCCACAUCAUUGUCUUGUAAAUCGUCCAGUCUCAUUAAUAAAAAUAAAGAUUGUGACUUUUUUAU